Molecule: messenger RNA, 6565 nt
Organism: Orussus abietinus
Lineage: Eukaryota; Metazoa; Arthropoda; Insecta; Hymenoptera; Orussidae
Gene: ttv
Product: exostosin-1
Exons: 9
Coding region: 813-2951 (712 amino acids)
Cellular component (GO): membrane
Molecular function (GO): glycosyltransferase activity
Source: RefSeq, a predicted model, not a curated record
CCAACUCAUCUCUCCUUGCCGUUCUGCAUUUAAAAAGCCAAUUAUUUGAUACGGUGCGUGCAAUGAUUUCGCGCUCGGAGGAGGCGUUUUUCCAUCGAUUUCGCGAGUGCGAGGCGAUUCAGGGGGAAAAUGCGCGCUUCCGUGAUGCUGCCGGCAAGAAGGCGUCCGCUUGUCGUCGCGACUAACCUCAAAGUUUCGCCGCGCGGUCCGAUGAUUUCGCACUUCGGUUUCUUGAGUUAAUCAAAAUGACUCGUCGCCAGUAUCAGCGCGUUAAGUGCGAUAGGUGAAUCCCUGACAUGACCGUCGCUUCGCCAAAGACCAUUUGGUAGUCAACCAAAUCAGUCCUAGUUCUUAUACCAAUCAGGCAACCAAUGCUAGUUCCCCGCUCUUACAUUUCAAUGCAAUACUAUCAACUAGCUUUAAGAUCGUGAUAGAUGUUACGACUUGACUGAAGCAAUACUCGAAGAUAGAUUUUAUAUCAGGGAGAUUACUAAGUUACCAGACGACUCCUGUCUCUGCAUACGAUGCGGACGGUACCACGUAGCCAGGACUUGGCGGCAUCAUGUACGAGCAGAUCGAGUCGAAAGAUAUGCUAUCCUUGCACUUCAUUCAGGAAGUGCUGAGCUGUCUUCAAUUUACUCCGAGGAACGUCAUCGGGCGAUGGAGCCGGCAGCGUCGUAACGGGUCGUCGUCGUCGAGGAAGGGUGAGUUCUCGCUGCCCUGAGGCCGGGGAGAUGGCCAGUCCAGGUGGAAGCUGUCCUGGAGAGUCCGGAGGGGAUGCAUGAGCGCGGAGGCGGUGCUCGUUAGCGAGGAUGCAGGCCAAGAAGCGGUACCUGCUGCUGUUCGUGACCUGCGCGUUCCUGGGCUACUGCUACUUCGGCGGUUACCGGUUAAAAAGCGAGAAGUGGACGGGAAAGAAGCGGCUACUCCAGGAGCGACUGCCCUCAUACGUCGAGCCGAGGGAGGAGUUCCUCGAGGAGGAGCCGAGGACGAGCGUCCGCCAGGGCGCGGGGUCGCCCCGGAACGGCAGGCAAUGCCGCAUGGAGACCUGCUUCGACUUUGCCAGGUGUAAACAGGGAUUCACGGUUUACGUGUAUCCGGUCGAGGACGCGAUCAGCCCGCUCUACCAGAAGAUACUCAACGUGAUCACCGAGUCGAGAUACUACACCUCCGACCCCGCCCGGGCGUGCAUCCUCGUGCUGGCCCUGGAUACCCUGGACAGGGACCCGCUCUCCGCCGAGUUCGUUCACAACCUGCCCUCGAAGCUGCUGCGUCUGCCCCACUGGAACAACGGCAGGAACCACCUGGUCUUCAACCUUUAUUCCGGGACCUGGCCGGAUUACGCGGAGGAGGCCCUGGCCUUCGACCUGGGCUACGCUAUGCUCGCCAAGGCGAGCAUGUCCGUCUUCAAGCUCAGGCCGAACUUCGACGUUUCCAUCCCCCUCUUCGGGAAGCAACACCCCGAGAGGGGCGGCGAACCCGGCCAGGCGCCCGAGAAUAAUUUCCCGAACAACAAGAAGUACGUCGCGGCCUUCAAGGGGAAGAGAUACGUACACGGCAUCGGGUCCGAGACCAGGAACGCGUUGUAUCACCUGCACAACGGGAAGGACCUCGUCUUCGUCACCACCUGCCGACACGGCAAGGCCUGGAGGGAGUUCCAGGACGAACACUGCCAGCAGGACAACCAGGAGUACGACACGUACGACUACGAAAUUUUGCUGAUGAACUCGACGUUCUGUCUGGUCCCACGAGGACGAAGACUCGGCAGCUUUAGGUUCCUGGAGGCAUUACGUGCUGGGUGCAUACCAGUCAUCCUAAGUAACGGAUGGGCUCUUCCAUUUCACGAACGCAUCGACUGGAAACAAGCGGUGAUAUUCUCGGACGAAAGGCUUUUGCUCCAAAUCCCAGACAUCGUAAGGUCGGUUCCUGACACGAGGAUCCUGAAGUUACGGCAGCAGACGCAAUUCCUGUGGGAGCGAUACUUCUCUUCGAUUGAGAAAAUCAUAUUCACAGUAUUCGAGAACAUUCGCGAACGGAUCCCUCGGGAAGGGAGGCGGGAGGGCAUCGUUUGGAACACGAAUCCUGGGGCCCUGGUGAUCUUGCCGCAGUUCGCGGACAGUCAGCAGGAAUUGCCGUUCACCAACGGUAAUCCUGGAAACGCGUUCACGGCGAUCAUCUACUCGCAGUUGGGCUCCACCGCCGUGCUCUAUCGCCUCCUAAGGAGCCUCGCCAAGAGUAAAUAUUUAGAUAAGAUAAUCUUAAUGUGGAACUCGGACAUUCCGCUACCAAGGAGGCCUCGAUGGCAGGGAAUCAAGGCGUCGAUCCACGUUAUCGCUGCCGAGGGGAUCUCUCAUCGUUUCUAUCCCCAUCCUCUAAUCAAAACUAGUGCCAUUUUAUCGUUAGACGAGGACGCCACCUUGAACACCGACGAGAUCGACUUUGCCUUCACCGUCUGGCGCUCCUUUCCCGACCGAAUUGUCGGGUAUCCUGCUAGGUCUCAUUAUUGGGACGACUCGAAGCGAUCCUGGGGCUACACCAGCAAGUGGACGAACGACUAUAGCAUCGUCCUUACUGGGGCCGCCUUUUAUCAUCGCUAUUACAACACCCUUUACACCGAAUUACUCAGCUCGACCCUUCAUAAGACGGUCGAGCAGUCGCAGAACUGCGAGGACAUACUUAUGAAUUUCCUGGUGAGCCAUGUCACUCGCCGACCCCCCAUCAAGGUGACCCAGAGAAAGCUCUACAAGGACACCUCCGUGGCUGGAAUUAGAUCUCCCUGGAACGAUCCGGAUCAUUUCGUUCAGCGGCAGACCUGCAUGAACACCUUCGUCGCCGUUUUCGGCUACAUGCCUCUGUUGCGAUCAAACCUGAGACUGGACCCGGUUCUGUUCAAGGAUCCCGUGAGCAAUCUACGGAAGAAGUAUAGGCAAAUUGAAUUAGUUAGCAAUUAGGAUUGUAUACAAUAUUUUAUUAGCGAUUAUUUAACGAUUAAGGCGCGAACGGAGAUAUGGUAAAUUCGAGGAUCGGCGAUCUGCCCUUCAGUUAUUAGGAUCAUUGUCGAGGAUCGUUUGAUCGCGGAGAGGAUAGAGGCUAUUGUCACAAUCGCUGGCGGAUAUGGAGAGAUAUUUUUUCGCGAGAUUCUAUCGCAUUGUUUUAUACACUAUUAUAUAAAUAUAUAUAUAUAAAAAAUAUAUAUGUAUAUUUACGUCGACCGGUGUACUCUCAUGACAGGUUUUUAAAAUAAAUUUUAAAGGCUUUUUAAAAUGUUUUUAAGGACUCGUGGUAGGGUAGGUCGCAAGUGUAACGCGUUUGUAUCGAUUCGUCUUGUCCGAGGGGAUAUCUCGAUUUACUCGAUCUGUGACUGUACAAAUUGUAGAAAUUUAGGGCAAUCGCUUGUCUCUAGGAAUCUGUGUAUUACCCGGGUUCUUGGGGAACCGAGGUUGCUCUCCGUCGACCGACGAGUCCGCCGUGACACGUGAGAUUUCUGUACAUAAACGUCGUUUCAUAGGUAUUAAUAAAUGCAAAAUUAUUUGACAGACCGCGCCGUUCGGUACCUCCGCUCUGUAAUCAUCUCAGGUCUUAUCUCCAGAUAGGGUCUCGGUAUAGAACUGGAUAAUUAACGCAUUUAGAGGCGGACUCGCAGGAAGUUCCGGUCCCGCGGAGAGGCGAAGAAAGGGAAGAAGAGGAAGAGCGGGGACCAGCUGAUCGCCUUAAAGAAGGAGCCGAAGACGCCAUUUUUUGGAAGCUGUGCCGGAAGACGCCGCGAGGGAGACCCUGAAGAGUCCUUCUUGGAGGGGUCUUUUCGCGAUUGUUGUAAAAUUGUAAUCGAGGUAUGGGGUACCAGGAGCCACGUUUUCGCUGGCCAGGUCUCGUCCCACGCCGCAGGGACUCGGCGUCUCUUGUGAAAGCCACGCAAGAAGUAUCGCCUUUUCUUCCAUCAUGGUUCCUGGGACCCCAGCUCGAUCUACCACGAUAAGACAGGGAUAGCUGGCUUUCAGGGUCGGCGAUUAUUAUUGCCAGGCGAGCGGAGGCGGAUCCGAGUCUGUCCGGGAAUCGUUUCGUUAUAGUUACGAUAUGUUCUGUCCCGGUGAUUGCUACACCGCCACUUCGUUAGCGGGACGUAUACGUGCCCACGAAUGUGCAGCCAAUUGUUUCACAAGAACCGUAGCCGCUCUUGUGACCGGGUUUAUUACGUUUUUCUAUCCACUCCCGGACAGACUUGUCUACUCUGCUCGGGGAUACUCAAGGCAGCCUCCUUUGCGGAAGGAACCGAUUUCUGUCCGCAACCGAGGGGCCAUUUCACUUGGAAAUCAGGGAAAAUCAUUUCCAUCUUUCUGAGCCGAUUGUCCGAUUUCAUACAAUAAAUAAUCCGACUGCGUAACUGGUGAAACUCAAUGCAGUGAUGUCUGCUUAGGAUUUCCAACUGAUUUCCAUAUCACUUUAAGCGUUAAAAUGAUUUCCUGGGGGAAUACCCCCUCGCCGCAAAGACUACCCUUUUGGGGUCUUCUUCUAGUUUUCAUUUUUUUCUUUCAUCCUGUCCUCAUCUCGCGGAGGCAUGGAACCGGUGUCCGCGAGAUGUGAUUUUUUGAGAGUAUGAAAUCGACGUAAGGGAUUUUUCCUUUUUAAUUUGUCAUGGGGAAUUUAACGCCGCUUAGUGAUCCUGGCGUUGUUAAAUAAUGGACGGCCCAGAAAUGAAAGCAAGAUUGCCGUUAUUGACAUUCUUUUAGCGAAAUUAUGAAAUCGAGGAUUAUGAAAUUCCUCGUGUUACCGGCCGCUUGCGAUUUUCCGAAGGCACGAGGUAAAGAAGAAACUAUCGAUGCUUGUUUUUGGUGGACGCUCAUUAUAUCUGCGGUUGACAGACGGAGACCGCAAAGUGGUCUCUUAUUCUGUUCGCCAUUGCAGCCGCAGAUAUACAAAUACAGUAAAACGAGCGUUGCCGGUUAGCUGGAUAACGAAAGACCAAUCGUCCUUAUCUAUAACUUGCGUGCGUUAUCAAAAACCCCUUCUUGAAGUCUGCGCCACCAUUAAGAAAAUUGGAAGAAUAUGGAAAGGUGGCGGCGAACAAUCUUCCAUUUUUCUGGAGCUCGGGCGAUCGUUGCUUAUACUCUCGUUACUCUCCAAUUUAUUAACAUUGUUAACGUAAUACUCUGUAUGUUACGUCUUGCGCUCUUAAUUUCUUUUUAAUAAGAUUCUUAAACGGUUUCCCGGUUAAAUGGCCGCUUAAGGCGGAAUUUAAUAUAAAGCGAUAAAAAGGCACUAUCGCAAAUAAGAAUGAACAGCGGAAUGUCCAGAUUGCUGCCUACCGAGCAAUAAUGAACGGUCUACUAAUCGGAACGUCAUUACCAAUAAUGAAUAGACCAAUUAAUCGGUUUCUGACCUUUCUACCGAGGUGCCUAAUGGCCGCUAUUAAGCGGUAAGACUUGCAAUUGUAACGCUUAAGCGGCCAGAAAGGGAAUCACAAUGGAUAUGAGAAACUGAUAGGAAACUAAUACAGAGCAGACGGGGAAAUGUCUUGCCAUUUUAUGUAGCCAGAAGGCACUCCCGGAAUAUAGUCUUAAGGGGAUGCGAAAGUGGCGUCCGUGGGUUCUAUCGUGUAACUUUUCUCCUAACCGGUGGUACCAAAUCGCAUAAAAAUUUAAAGCCUGAUCAUAAAGGCCGCAAGGAAGGUACCUACACCGAUGAAAUGUAAUUUUCUUACAAAAAUGUAUGGAGGAAAAUUGAGAAGGAAAAGAAAUGUAAAUUUCACGGGAGGUCUCAGCGACUCGGUACAUCUUGUGUACAUCGGUUGGCGGUCUUUCGCCUCCCCUUAAGUCGCUCUUUAGAUUUAAGUCGGUAAUCCUCAUUAUGGGAACAUCCGAUCUGCAUUUGCAGAUGCAUACUGCGAUCUAGGUGCAGCCGAUAGAGCCCAUUUCGUUUGAAAGCAUCUGCGCAACAUCUGACCGGGAAGUGUAACAUCCGCGUUAGAGUCGGGGCACGGUAACGAGCGAUUACGUAAAUAUUGGGGACGAUUGUACGGCGCUAUUCUUUGGCAAUUCAUUGAUUACUCCGGCAGAUAGAUUAAUGACGAGGUGUCGUAACGGCAUAUCCUGGAUUCCUGUGAGAAAAUCGAAAAUAUCACUUCUCUCGCAUUCCCCUCGCAGAGACGGCGAGCGCCGGCCAGGUAUUCGUGUGAUCAAGGUGAAAAGAAAGGUUAAUACUUAGCACGUAAUACACGUGGUAACGCGAACAACUCGGGCCGGUAACAGGAACGAAUCUAUCGGGCCGCAAGAAAGAGCGAGCUCUCGGGAUCCCUUUGCAGGAUAUCCUUUUACAAUGCCUGGGACUCUGGUUCCCAUGAGCGAUGACGAGGCCAAUAUCGGCGGCUUCUAAAAUGAGAAAAGGAUAUCAUUAAGGACUGGACGGUGGAAAUGAGGCAGACAAGAUGCGCCUUAAUUAUGAAUCGAGAGAGACCGGCCCUCGUUGCGUGGGAAAGCGUCUGAAGUGGUUUUUCUUUUUUUUUCUUACCGUAGCGUAUAAAAUGUUUACCUCCAAUCAAGGGAUUUUAUAUAAAUUGAUCUGAAUCCUU